AUGGGCAAGCGCAAGCGCAGUACACUGGCACACGUGCCUGCCAACUCAUCCGAUGCCAAGUCCGAGCACGAUCGCAUCCAGCUCGAACAGUCCAAACAGCACAUCAACUCGCUUUCGGGAGGCAAGAUCAUCAUCCCCCAGAAGAGAUGGUAUCGACAACGUGCACAUGCCAAUCCGUUUUCGGAUCACAGUCUCGAAUAUCCCACGCAGCCAAGCGAGAUGAAUUGGGGAACCAUCUAUCCGACCUACUUUGAUUCGACCACAGGUGCGCAUCGGGCAGGACACGAGACCAAGAACGUCGAAUUUGCCGAUGUGGGAUGUGGAUUCGGAGGCCUGCUUAUGCAACUGGCACCACUGUUUCCCGACACACUCAUGUUGGGAUUGGAGAUUAGGGUGCAUGUGACGCAGUAUGUGCACGAUAAGAUCGUUGCACUUCGUCUAGCUGCCCAACGCGGUCGCAUCGAAGACUCCGACCCCCAGCCCCAGCCCGAAGCUUCUUCGACCGAAGCAACGGAUGAAGACUUGGACGAGGCCACACAAAACGCCCAGCUCGUUGAAGCCGCACAUCUUGCACCUGGAUCGUACGACAACGUUGGAGUCCUCCGUGCGAAUGGCAUGAAGUUCUUGCCGAAUUUCUUCACAAAGCACCAGCUGUCCAAACUCUUCUUCCUCUUCCCCGACCCGCACUUCAAGUCGCGCAAGCACAAGGCGAGAAUCAUCAGCCCCACUCUCCUUGCUGAAUACGCCUACGUUCUGCGUCCCGGAGGCAUCGUGUACAUCAUCACAGACGUACGCGAACUCUACGAUUGGAUGGACAAACACCUAGGCCAACACCCCCUCUUCAAACGUCUCGACAAAGAUGGCCCCGAACUUAAGGAUGACCCCUGCGUAGAGGCGGUCUAUACGGCGACAGAGGAGGGCAAAAAGGUAGAGCGAAACAGAGGCGACAAGUGGUUCAGCGCCUUCCUCCGUCUGCCCGACCCAACACAGUAA
This is a messenger RNA of Moesziomyces antarcticus, 993 nucleotides long. Its product is annotated as tRNA-methyltransferase. Gene Ontology annotation, molecular function: tRNA (guanine(46)-N7)-methyltransferase activity. The transcript has a single exon. Lineage: Eukaryota; Fungi; Basidiomycota; Ustilaginomycetes; Ustilaginales; Ustilaginaceae. The record is from RefSeq and is a predicted model, not a curated record. Gene Ontology annotation, biological process: tRNA methylation; RNA (guanine-N7)-methylation. Gene Ontology annotation, cellular component: tRNA methyltransferase complex. Bases 1 to 993 code for a protein of 330 amino acids.